CGCCAUUCGACGGCAAAAGUCGAUUAAUUUUAAAAGUUAGACAUUGUCAUAACCAUCGAGUGAAGUCUUCUAAACGACAAUAGAUAUACUACUUUAGUGUUGGUUAUGCUCAGGCUCCAGAAGCGCUUGGCGUCCAGCGUCUUGCGCUGUGGCAAAAAGAAGGUUUGGUUGGACCCCAACGAGACAAAUGAGAUCGCCAAUGCCAACUCACGCCAGCAGAUCCGCAAGCUGGUGAAAGAUGGCCUCAUCAUCAGAAAGCCCGUGACGGUGCACUCCCGUGCCCGUUGCCGCAAGAACACAUUAGCACGCCGCAAGGGACGUCAUAUGGGCUAUGGUAAGAGGAAGGGUACUGCCAAUGCCCGUAUGCCCGAGAAGCUGUCUUGGAUGCGGCGCAUGAGAAUCCUGCGCCGUCUUCUCCGCCGCUACAGGGAGUCCAAGAAGAUUGACAGGCACAUGUACCACAGUCUGUACCUGAAGGCCAAGGGUAACGUGUUCAAAAACAAGCGCAUCUUGAUGGAGCACAUCCAUAAACUAAAGGCAGACAAGGCUCGCAAGAAGCUCCUUGCCGAUCAAGCCGAAGCCCGUCGCACAAAGACGAAGGAGGCCCGCAAGCGCAGAGAAGAGCGUCUCCAGGCCAAAAAGGAGGAGUUUAUCAAGAACUUGGCCAAAGAGGACGAAGCCAACAAAUAGCAAUGAUGUCAUAUGCAGGCGACGUUAUACUCAGCUUUUUUGUUAUUAAUAAAUUGGCUAAAAGUAA
This is a messenger RNA of Corythoichthys intestinalis (scribbled pipefish), 757 nucleotides long. Its product is annotated as 60S ribosomal protein L19-like. The transcript is spliced from 6 exons. The record is from RefSeq and is a predicted model, not a curated record. Gene Ontology annotation, cellular component: ribosome; cytosolic large ribosomal subunit. Gene Ontology annotation, biological process: translation. NCBI's taxonomy places the organism in Eukaryota, Metazoa, Chordata, Actinopteri, Syngnathiformes, Syngnathidae. Gene Ontology annotation, molecular function: structural constituent of ribosome; RNA binding. The coding region runs from base 106 to 690 and encodes 194 amino acids.